This is a messenger RNA of Coregonus clupeaformis (lake whitefish), 2328 nucleotides long. Its product is annotated as excitatory amino acid transporter 3. The coding region runs from base 329 to 1900 and encodes 523 amino acids. Gene Ontology annotation, molecular function: L-cysteine transmembrane transporter activity; glutamate:sodium symporter activity; L-glutamate transmembrane transporter activity. Gene Ontology annotation, cellular component: plasma membrane. The record is from RefSeq and is a predicted model, not a curated record. Gene Ontology annotation, biological process: L-glutamate transmembrane transport. The transcript is spliced from 12 exons. Lineage: Eukaryota; Metazoa; Chordata; Actinopteri; Salmoniformes; Salmonidae.
GGUAGGUUGGAGGUAACCCUACGGAUAAAAACCUGGUGAUGUAUCUCCCUCUAUCUCAUUCUCUGUCACACACACUUCUGCCUCACACACACACACAGAGACACACACAGGAGGCGGUUCUCUCCCUCUCCAUCAGAAACAACUGACAGCCAGCCAGGAGAACUGCAUCCUCUGGUUUGGUAGUUAUAGCCGCAGCGUAUACAGCUACUAGCCUCCUCUACUGCCUGCUUACAUCUGUCAGCUGGCCGCCCGAUACGUGGAUCCUUUUGUGUCCGACUCCCAUUGUGCCAUCUAUUGUGGGGGCUAAAGGAAACUGCCACCAGUUGACAUGACGAAAGAACACAGGGGCUGGGACCUCAAAGGCUUGCUGAAGAGGAACUGGCUGCUGAUUGCGACCAUUGUGUCGGUGCUGUUAGGGAUAGGCCUUGGGGUGGUGGUCAGGGAAUAUGCCUCUCUCUCCCACCUCGAAAAGCAGUAUUUUGGAUUCCCGGGAGAUAUCCUGAUGCGGAUGCUCAAGCUGGUCAUCCUACCCCUCAUCAUCUCUAGCAUGAUAACCGGAGUGGCCGCCCUGGAUUCGGAUGUUUCCGGAAAGAUAGGUUUGAGGGCUGUGGUUUAUUACUUGUCCACCACCAUCAUUGCAGUCAUUCUGGGUAUUGCGUUGGUGAUAACCAUCAAACCUGGCGUCUCUCAGGAGGCAGAACACAUCGACAGGACAGAGAUCACAGAAAACGUCAACACAGUCGACACGCUACUGGAUCUUGUCAGAAACAUGUUUCCUGAAAACAUAGUACAGGCUUGUUUCCAACAGUACAAGACAAUGCGCAAAGAGUUGGAACCCUCUAAAGUGAAGGUGAACACUACAACUACAAUGUUCCCUCCUCUCUCUACCACUGUCAUGGCAACCAUUUUCCCCCCAGAGAACAUCACCAAGGACUAUAUGAUAGUCGGGUCAUAUUCUGAUGGGAUCAACGUGCUGGGUCUCAUCGUGUUCUGUGUGGCGUUCGGCCUCGUCAUCGGCAAGAUGGGUGAAAGGGGACGCAUCCUGCUGGAGUUCUUUGAUGCUUUAAACGAGGCCACCAUGAGGCUAGUCCAGAUUAUCAUGUGCUACAUGCCAGUGGGGAUACUCUUCCUCAUCGCUGCCAAGAUCAUUGAGGUAGAAGACUGGGAGAUCUUCAGGAAGUUGGGCCUGUACAUGGUGACAGUGUUGAGUGGCCUAGCUAUCCACUCUACCAUUUUUCUGCCGCUGAUCUACUUUGUCAUCGUGAGGAAGAACCCGUAUACCUUUGCCUUGGGGAUGGCCCAGGCACUGGUCACUGCUCUUAUGAUCUCUUCCAGCUCUGCCACCCUGCCUGUCACCUUCCGCUGUGCCGAAGAGAACCUCCGGAUCGACAAGAGGAUCACCCGCUUCGUGUUGCCCGUGGGCGCCACCAUCAACAUGGACGGUACGGCUCUCUACGAGGCGGUCGCUGCCAUCUUCAUUGCCCAGCUCAACGACUACGAUCUUGAUGUGGGUCAGAUUGUCACCAUCAGUAUAACAGCAACUGUAGCCAGCAUCGGAGCCGCCGGUGUACCUAACGCUGGCUUUGUUACCAUGGUGAUUGUUCUGACUGCCGUUGGACUACCGGCAAAUGAUGUCACUUUAAUUAUUGCUGUGGAUUGGCUGCUAGACCGCUUCCGCACCAUGAUCAACGUGCUGGGGGAUGCCUAUGGAGCUGGCAUCGUCCAGAAGCUGUCCAUGCGGGAGCUGGAGAGGAUGGACGUCACCUCGGACGUGACCAACCCCUUCGCCCCGGAGACCAGGCUGGAUGACGAGGAGUGUGACAAGAAGUCCUACGUCAACGGUGGCUUCACCAUCGACAAAACCGACGCCAUCUCCUUCACCGAGAUCUCCCAGUUUUAGGAGGAAAGGGAGGGGGGGGGUGGGGAGCAAAGAAGUGCCAUUGCUGCUAGAUGUUUAGCCUGGUGGUUCCGUCCUGUUUGUAGCUUGGUUCUAGAUCUGUUUGUGCUGUCUUGCCAACACCAAUGUUCAUUGUCACGUCUAGCACAAACAGAUCUGCGACCAACAUUUCCUGUUGCUGCAGGAUUAUUGCUGCAGGAUUAUUUUCCUGCUGUAGCACACUGGCUCAAAUUAAGAUCCUACAUCUGUAGCAAUAUCAGCCACCACCAUCUGUUCACUCUUGAUGCUCUUUCCAGCACUGUCCCCGAUUAUCAGCGGAAAUCCUCAGCAGCCCUUAAAAUGAGCUCUGCUGUAUUUGAAAUGGCACCCUAUUCCCUAACUAGGCCCUGGUCUAAAGUAGUGCACUAUGUAGGGAAUAGGGUGCAUGCCCU